AGAUUAUCUACCAGCUAAUUCAUGUUUCUGAAAUAGAACGAUAUCACUUGGCUGUGUUCGUGGAACUCUAGUUGUCAACUCUCCUGCGUCACACCUACAGAUGUUAUCAUCUCAUAAAUUAUGUAUUUCAGCAACACGUGGUAUGGUUACUGAUACACAAUGAUCCGCCUCAUGACAUGUAAUCAUCGCUUAGCGUUACAACAAAACAAGAGUAUUCAGAAGGCCACGCUAACCGUUAACAACACGAAUAUCUCUACCCACAGCUUGUGACUAGACGUCCUAUUUCGUCGAAAUGGCAGGAACAAAGGGACAUGCGAGCACUGACCGACUGACGGAGGAACAGAUAGCCGAGUACAGGCAGGCUUUCGAUAUGUUUGACCAAAACGGAGAUGGGCACAUCACCACUGCCGAGUUGGGAAACGUGCUGCGGGCGCUGGGGCAGAACCCAACUGACGCCGAGCUUCGGGAUAUGAUAAAGAAGGCUGACGUGGAUGGCGAUGGAACCACUAAUUUCUCGGAAUUCCUGCGCCUCGUUUCUCGAAAGAGCACACGAGAAAACACGGAACAGGAGCUACUGGAUGCAUUCCGUGCAUUCGACAAGGAUGGUAACGGGUACAUCACUAAGAGGGAGCUGCGUCACGUGAUGUCCAGCCUGGGGACGGAGCUGACGGAGGAAGAGUUGAUGAAGAUAAUCCGGGAGGCAGACAGGGAUGGGGAUGGGCAGAUCAGCUAUCAAGAGUUCGUCAAGGCGGUGGCCAUGAAAUAAAGCUGCAUAUGGUAACUUUUAAACCCCCACUGUUACAAUGUGACCAAUAAGGGCAACUUGGCAAUAAAGAUGGUGUA
Molecule: messenger RNA, 843 nt
Organism: Branchiostoma floridae (Florida lancelet)
Lineage: Eukaryota; Metazoa; Chordata; Leptocardii; Amphioxiformes; Branchiostomatidae
Product: calmodulin-A-like
Exons: 5
Coding region: 293-766 (157 amino acids)
Molecular function (GO): enzyme regulator activity; calcium ion binding
Source: RefSeq, a predicted model, not a curated record